Mauremys mutica (yellowpond turtle) is the source of this 2133-nucleotide messenger RNA. RefSeq lists its product as uncharacterized. The coding region runs from base 362 to 1498 and encodes 378 amino acids. The record is from RefSeq and is a predicted model, not a curated record. NCBI's taxonomy places the organism in Eukaryota, Metazoa, Chordata, Testudines, Geoemydidae. The transcript has 12 exons.
UGUUCAAUCACGACAGCCACAUGCUUUACUUCUCCAGGCAUAAACUGUUAUUUGUGAAGGUAAAUGACAUGAUGCUCCCAAGAGCACAAUAAUCCCUCAGUGGAACAUUAGGUGCAUCACACACAUUAUGAUGCUCCCAGAUUUCAAGAGUUACCUUCGUGGCUGGAUGGGUCAUAAUGCAGCCCAGCUGACAGUAUUAGAAAUGAGAGGGCAGAUCAAGCCAAGAAGGCAGGGAGACAUGAGCAGGAGAACAGAGACUCGGCCCCAGGAGUGCUAAGCACAGCCAGCUUUAUACACCAAGGGUUGAUCCUAGAUUACUUUGUCAUUGGUAAACAGUUAAAAGCACCUGCCUACCAGCCACAUGAACUGGGACACACAGCUCAACUCCAUACUGACUGCAACAGACAGCAACGUGGCUAAAAUAAAGCAGCGUCUGAACACAACCAGCAUCUCUUCCAAAGUGGAUUUGCUGCUUGACAGAAUAAACACUGAGAAGGUUGCAUUUGAUGAGUCUCUGGCUGGAUCUCAGCACCCGUGUCCUACCUGCCUAAGUCUUCCACACUGCAGGAUGGCAACAGAGGAGCUUGCAGCCAUCAGCAGUCAGCUGCAUUCACAAGCUAAGGUCAUUGAGUCCCUCACCCAGUCGGUAAAUCGACUGAAGCAGGAGAAGGAGCUCCAGCAGCAGCAGAUCCAUCAUCUGGAAGAGGAGGUUGGUCGAUUGCAUAACAGCCCUCAGAGUGGCUUGGAGUCCCUGCUGGGGCGGAGAAUGGAAGGGCUGAAAAGCGAGCUUCGUAACUUGCGACAGCAAGUGUUUCACCAGCCGGAUGGAGAUUGCACCCCGGAUCUGUAUCCCAGCUCCAGCGUCAUGCAGGAGGUGCAUGAGAGCAAAAAGCUCCUGUGGCGAGAAUAUGAGUGUGUGAGGAGAGAAGUGGAGCAACUGAAGCACAAGCUCAACCGACAGGAGGAGGAUCUAGUCAAUCAGAUGUCUGAAACUGAUGAAAUGAAGAGAACUCAAAGUCGAUACUGCAAGAUGCUGGAAGAUUUGAUGAACAGUCACAAAACUCAAUCUGAUGACUUGGACAAAGCCAGGUUGGAGACGCGGAGCACCCAGCAGGAGCUCGGCCACAUCAGAUCUACGGUCACUGACCUGAAAGACCAAAUGAAAAAUCUGCCCUUGGAAGAGAAGUCAUACACUAAGCCUGUAGGAAAGGAAAGUGCUUAUGGGAUGGAAAGCAAUGAUUUGUCGAGAGAAGAGGAGAUAUUUUCUUCCUUCCUGAGUGAUGAUUCUGCCUCUGAGCUCAGUCUCACAGAUGUCAGCUCUGACGAGCUCUCUAGUGCCACAGAGAUUAAGGAGCCUGAAGGAUCCCAAGACCUCUCCACCCCAAGCCUGGAGCUGGAGGACAGCACCCCCAAGGAGGAGGCUGGAAGCAUGUCGGAUGAGGACCUCAGCAGUGACCUGUUUGACAGUCUGCCUGAACUUAAUCUGAGUGAUCUUUAAUGCUUAGCCAAAGAAAGCCCCCUUCUGUCAAAUAAGAAAAAUUAAAGAUGGAAAGGGAAUUGGCGUCUCAAAAUGGACAGGCUCCUCUUCUGAACUGUCGGCCACUUGGGCGGCUGGGGUGGAGGGAUGUUGCAGUGGCCCAAAGUGAUCCCUUUGCGGGGAGACGGGCUCUGCACAGCCUGGUGUCAGGCAGUCUGCACCUCCACUGACUUUGACUUUCAAGCACUCUCCAGAAGAAACCGAUUGGGCUGUGUAUUCCUGAGCUUCAGGUUGUAAGAUCUGUUCUAACUCUGUUAGCUAAAGCGCUGGGCACGUAUAUGGAGACCUGUUCUGCCCUCUCUGCAUGGGUGGGGAACAGAGCCCUAGUAGGUGAUCCAUACAUUUACUCAGGUAAGUGCCAAGAAGCCUCUAAGUGGCAGCUGAGUUUGCCAGGUGCUGGUAAAUCCCUUCCCAUGCAGGUAAUUGAAGUGGUUUAAAAAGCUCCAUUCUUGGAACAGUGUUUUCAUGUCAUUCAUAAAGGGAAAAUUGCUUUAAGGAGAAGACAGCUGAAAUGGAGAGAGGCUGCGGCCUAAAAUCCUGCCAUUCCCAUUCUUCAGGCCUUGCAUGUCUGGGGUGUUUUAAAUAAAGUUUUCCUA